UAAGUACAAUAGUACGUUUUCACUGCUAUUCGUAUUCUGUCGACCUGUGAUGGCAACUGCGAACUUGCUGAACCCUGACAAGUCGCCGUGACUUCUUUUAAGACGUAUGAUUCGCUGUAUUGACGCAUUUUAUUUCCAGCUGAACUCUCAUUUGUCCACACUGGCCAGUAUCCACAAGAUCUACCACACCCUGCACAGGCUGAACCUGACAGAAGACGUCGGCCCAGAGACUCACGGCACAGCCUGCUGCUCCAGAGCCAUGCCCCCCAGGAAAAAGAGGAGACCCACUGCUGGGGAUGAUCUGUCUGCUAAGAAGAGCCGGCAGGAUAAUGUUUACAGAAAACAGGAGACAUUACAAAUCCAGGAGGCUGAAGCUUUUUCUAGCAAGAGAUGUCUAGAGUGGUUUUAUGAAUAUGCAGGGUGUGAUGAUGUGGUUGGACCAGAAGGGAUGGAGAAAUUCUGUGAAGACAUUGGAGUGGAGCCAGAGAAUGUGGUGAUGCUGGUCUUGGCCUGGAAGCUUGAUGCCCAGAGUAUGGGUUACUUCACUUUACAGGAGUGGCUCAAGGGAAUGGGUUCUUUGCAAUGUGACUCUACUGAAAAACUCAGGAACUCUCUAGACUACCUGAGGUCCGUCCUCAACGAUGCCACCAGUUUCAAGCUCAUUUACCGAUAUGCCUUUGACUUUGCCAGGGAGAAGGAUCAGAGGAGUUUAGACUUGAAUACUGCCAAGUGUAUGCUGGGACUUCUGCUUGGGAAGACUUGGCCAUUGUUUCCAGUGUUUAACCAGUUUCUAGAACAAUCUAAGUAUAAGGUUAUAAAUAAAGAUCAAUGGUGCAAUGUUCUAGAAUUCAGUAGGACUAUCAACCUUGAUCUCAGUAACUAUGAUGAGGACGGGGCCUGUGAGUACAAGCACCCACACUUUAACACGGCCAGUGCUGUUGGACGAGUUUGUCGAAUGGUAUAAAGAUCGAGAGAUGUCGUAGCGACAGCUUCCCCAUGCCUACCACCAUCACCAACUAGAAACUAAUCGCCAACAAUCACCAUGACAAUGACGACAGAAACGGCUUUGAAACAAACAUCUAGAAAACAAAGUACAAAUCAAAUCUGAAGAGUUUGGGACGGACUGAUGGUGGCCUCCGGCUGUGAGGGCUUGAGUGUGUGACUGUUUGCAUAGAAUGUAAUAUCAAUGCACAUGUUUGUAUGUCGCCCUUUUAGUCGGGGCCAUAGGAGGUGUCACUGGUGGUUGUGUGUUGGAGAAACAGCACCUCACCGACUCCACCUAAUACCCCCCCAUAGCCCACGAUGCAUUGUGGGUAAGCACACGGCCAGCCUCGGAGCCGCCUUCCCACCCCACUGUGAUGUUUCAUAUUGCUGUGAAUGUGAAUGAAUAGGCUCUUAAAAGGAGAGUGAAUUUCUCCACAAGGCAGGGUAGGUAAAAACUCCCAUACAGUCUGAAGAUUUAAGACAUUUAGGCAAUUUAGCCCUGGAAGGGCUGAGAAAAGAACGAACAAGCACCUGCUUGGCUUUUUACUGAAGUUUGGUGACUAAACACUAAGAAUUUUUGGUUCAAAAUGGAAAUAGCUUACAGUAUCACUCUGCUGAUGUGGUCCAAACACUGUUUACUAAGGUUUUUAUGUUGGAGGAGGAUGACAUUCAGAGCAUAUUACCAUAGUUACAUAGCGACCUAUGCCGUAAGUUUUAUUUUUACCCGUCUCACUGCACUUGGUUGCCAUUUAAUAAAGCACACCACAAGCAAGAGUGUCAUAGACAUUCUGCUGUAAGUACUUCCAGUGGUAUCAGUAUACCUUUCACCACUUCAUUUUUGAUAUUGAUUAUGAGAUCAACUUGAAUAGCUUUACUGUUUGCAAAAUGAGGAACAGAUGCUAUACUUAUCAUGAACAUAGAGCCCAGUAUCUUUUUCCUGACUCGCAUGUCCAUUGUGCAUACACACUGGCAAUGGCAGAUAUGGCCGUCUUGUAGAGAAGUGUGAGCAGGUUAGAUUGACUGCAGAAUGCAUUAAUUAUAUCACUGGAUUCCUUAGAAAUGUAACUAAACUGUGCAUGUCAUUAAAAUGACAAGACAUGAAUCCAAGUGAUGGAAAAGAUGCGGGACAGAAGAAAGCUGUUAAAGUGCACUUUUGAUUUCUGUGAUGAAUUGCCACAAAAAUAUUAAAACAGGUAUUCUGCCCUAAACACUGACUCGCAUUUGGCCACAUCUUCAUCCACAGAUCUUGUGGUCAAAUAUGAUCAAUUUAACUCAUAGUGACCAAUGCCUAGCAACUAUUUAACGUUCUAGUUAUGUUUGUAAAACUGUUGAGUUUUGUCUAUGGCUGUGGCGUGAAGCUAACUUGUCAUUUGAACAAGAACAAAAGCAUGCAUGCAUUCUGCAGUUAGAGCUGUCUUUGUGAAUGAAUGAGGUUUUUCCUUUUUCUGACUUUUUUUUUGCUCUUGUUUUCUUUUUUUUGUACAGGUAUUUGUAGAAGUGGACUUUUUGUGCUUAAUUUGGGUGUCCGCGGUCAUGCAGUCUUAACGCUUUAUGAAAAACAUGAUUGUGUGAUGGUAUUUAGAGCUUAAACACACUUGUAACCUCAUCUGAUGAGAUGUUCUUCUCUGCAUUGCCUCCUCCACCAUCUCCACCAAAAGCUAAACUACCACGUUCAUGAGUGACUGCAGCAUUUUUAGUAUAUCUGCAGCGUCAUGAAAAUGUACUAAAUUUGUUGAAUGGAAUUAGAGUACAGAGACAAAAUCAUUAUUAACUUUAUCAAAGCAUAUUUGGGGUAACAAAAGUUUUUUUUUCCUGGUUACAAGAUAUUUUUGUUCUGUUCAGAUUUUUUUUUCUCUGAAAGAUGUAGGUUGCUAACCAUAAAUUAUUGAUCAAGUAUCUAAAAAUCCAACAGUCUAUGUAUGCUGUGCAUGCUGGGGGGACUGGGGGUUGUGUGAGGGUGAGGGAGUAUGUAAUGCAGAGGGUUGAGCAUUCUCAUCGGACUGUAUAUAUGUAUGGAUGUGUGUAUAAGUGUUUUGUUUUCACUGUAACCUCUCUACAUUCAAUAUAUAUAAAGGGGUUUAUUAACUAA
Pimephales promelas (fathead minnow) is the source of this 3073-nucleotide messenger RNA. It is a transcript of the gene dcun1d4, whose product is annotated as DCN1, defective in cullin neddylation 1, domain containing 4 (S. cerevisiae). Gene Ontology annotation, cellular component: ubiquitin ligase complex. NCBI's taxonomy places the organism in Eukaryota, Metazoa, Chordata, Actinopteri, Cypriniformes, Leuciscidae. Gene Ontology annotation, biological process: protein neddylation. The record is from RefSeq and is a predicted model, not a curated record. Gene Ontology annotation, molecular function: cullin family protein binding; ubiquitin-like protein binding; ubiquitin conjugating enzyme binding.